AUGUUCACUCUUCGUCAAUCGCUGAGUGCUCUUGCAGCCAUCGCAGCUGCACCUCUUGCUUCUGCCGUUCCCAUCACGACAUUCUCUCGCAUUGGUGUUUCCUCGAACGGCAUGGAUGUCUUGAACCUCCAGAUUCACGCGGCCAUGUCUCCUGGACACUUGACAGAGAACACGACCAUGACCUUUGUGGUGGAUACUCAUAGCUCGAAGGUACUUUGCUCUGGUUCAUGGGCACCCGAAGGACCUUUCCCAGAGGGCGAAUACGUGAGUCUUCUUUCAUGGUAUCAUGCUGGAGACACAAAUGCUGACCUCCAUCUAGNNAUCGCCUGUGCAAACAGCACCCUAGGCUGGAACUUCAAGGAGGACACUUACAAAAGCAUGAAUGACUUCACCUUGCAGAUGGAGUACACCUACACUGAUGACUCGUAUGUUACCAUCUUCGUGCCUNCACAAAUCAAGACUGCAGCUGACCAUUUUUUCUUCUUCAGCGUCGGCAAAGCACCGUACAACAGAGUCACAGAGUUCAGCCAUGCAAACAUCACAAGCACCAACAUUCAGUGCUCGUCGCAAACAGAGACUUGCCAACAGCCCAAGAACAGCACGAUCACCGCCAUCGUGUAUGCCGCCAUCGCUUAG
This is a messenger RNA of Aureobasidium musti, 636 nucleotides long. NCBI's taxonomy places the organism in Eukaryota, Fungi, Ascomycota, Dothideomycetes, Dothideales, Saccotheciaceae. The record is from the annotation of a GenBank genome assembly.